AUGGCUUCGCCCCACGAAAAGGCAGGACCCCUCGCGGACACAAACAAUGACUCGGCAACAGCAGGCAAGCCGGUUGCUCCGCAGGAGCCGUCUGUCUCGGAACCAGAUGCAGACAAGGUCCAGCAAUCACGUCCAGGCUACGAUCCCGAGGCCGAAAAGAACUUUCAGCCAAAAACACUCAAGUUCUGGCUCAUCAUCCUGCCAAUCUUCGUGUCCGUCUUUCUCGUGGCCCUGGAUCGCACCAUCCUCGCCACGGCUGUUCCUCGCAUUACCGACGAGUUCAAGAGUCUCGGGGACAUUGGCUGGUACGGAUCAGCGUACAUGCUUGCCACGUCGGCCUGCCAACUACUCUUCGGCCGCAUCUACCGCUUCUACAGCAUCAGGUGGACCUUGCUCGUCACCAUUGUCGUCUUUGAAAUCGGCUCGGCAGUCUGUGGCGCAGCCCCCAGCUCGGAAGUCUUCAUCGCCGGCCGCGCCAUUGCCGGCGUGGGCUCCGCGGGCAUCUGGACCGGCUCCAUGAUGUCGAUUAUCCCCAUGGUGCCGCUGCACAAGCGGCCCGUGUUUCAGGGCCUCUUCGGCAUGGUCUUUGGCAUAUCGUCGGUUUCGGGGCCCCUCAUCGGCGGUGCCUUUACGGAGCGCGCCACCUGGCGCUGGUGCUUCUACAUGAACCUGCCCAUCGGCGCCGUCGCCUUUGCGCUGCUGUACCUCUUUAUGCACCCUGCUUCGCCAAAGGUUGAGCGUGCGACCGCGAUGCAGCAGAUUACCCGCCUCGACCCCCUGGGCACCUUCUUCUUCGUGCCUUCAGUGGCUUGUCUCUUGCUGGCGCUGCAGUGGGGUGGCUCGACCUAUGCAUGGAGCAACUGGCGCAUUAUCCUGCUCUUUGUCAUGUUUGGCGUGACGGCCGUGGCUUUUGCCGUGGUACAGGUCCGGAUGCCAGAAACGGCCACUCUGCCCGUGAGAAUUUUGAGACGCCGGACAGUACUUUCGGCAACGUUUUUCAUGCUGUUCCUGGCUGCCAGCAUGAUUCUGGUCAUUUACUACCUUCCUCUCUGGUUCCAAGCCACCAAAAAUGUCAACCCCGUCGAUUCCGGCAUCUACACCAUCCCCCUGGUCCUCAGCCUCGUCGUCGCCUCCAUCGCCAAUGGCAUCGUCACGCAAAAGAUUGGCUACUACGCUCCCUCCAUGAUCCUCAGCCCCUGCGUCACGGCCAUAGGCUACGGUCUCCUGACGACGUUUACCCCCGACACCGGGUCCCCCCGCUGGAUCGGGUACCAGUUCAUCACCGGUUUCGGAAUCGGCCUGGGCAUGCAGUCCACGGGGCUCGCCAUGCAAGCAACGCUGCCAAGAGAAGACAUCUCCACCGGCGUGGCCAUUACCUUUUUCGCGCAGCAGCUCGGCGGCGCCGUAUUCGUCACGGUAGGGCAGACGAUCCUGUCGACGCUGCUCGUCAAGCAGCUGAGGGACGUGCCCGGCCUGGACGCCGCUAGGAUUGUGAGGACCGGCGCCACGGAGCUCCACAAGGCUGUUCCCGCCCAGUUCGUCGGCACCGUCAUCAACGCGUACAAUUUCGCCGUGACGCGCAUUUUCUACUGCGCCUUGGCUCUAGCGCUUGCGCAGUUGGUAGCCGCCUCGUUUAUCGAGUGGCGCAGCAUCAAGAAGCCCAAGGGUGUGGCUGCUGCUGCAGACAAGGCAGCCGACGCUUGA
This is a messenger RNA of Ustilaginoidea virens, 1704 nucleotides long. RefSeq lists its product as uncharacterized. NCBI's taxonomy places the organism in Eukaryota, Fungi, Ascomycota, Sordariomycetes, Hypocreales, Clavicipitaceae. The coding region runs from base 1 to 1704 and encodes 567 amino acids. The transcript is spliced from 2 exons. Gene Ontology annotation, molecular function: transmembrane transporter activity. Gene Ontology annotation, biological process: transmembrane transport. The record is from RefSeq and is a predicted model, not a curated record.